AUGCAGACAAUAAAGUGUGUUGUCGAAGGUGAUGGUACCGGUAAAACAUGUCUCCUGAUAUCCUAUAUAAAAAACAAAUUUCCAUCUGAAUAUGUACGAACCGUUUUCGACAACUAUGCAGUCACAGUUAUGAUUGGUGGAGAGCCAUAUGCUCUCGGACUUUUUGAUACUGCAGGGCAAGAGGAUUAUGACAGAUUACGGCCGCUGAGUUACCCACAAACAGAUGUAUCUCUAGUCUGUUUUUCAGUGGUCUCUCCAUCCUCAUCUGAAAAUGUGAAAGAAAAGUGGGUACCUGAGAUAACACACCACUGUCCAAAGACUCCUUUCUUGCUUGUUGGAACCCAAGUUGAUCUCAGAGAUGACCCCUCUACUAUUGAGAAACUUGCCAAGAACAAACAGAAGCCUAUCACCUCAGAGACUGCCGAAAAGCUGGCCCGUGACCUGAAGUCUGUCAAAUAUGUGGAGUGUUCUGCACUCACACAGAAAGGCCUAAAGAAUGUGUUUGACGAAGCAGUAUUGGCUGCCCUGGAGCCCCCAGAACCAAAGAAGAGCCGCAGGUGUGUGCUGCUGUGAACAUCUCUCAGAGCCUUUCUGCACAGCUGGUGUCGGCAUCACACAAAAAGCAAUGUUUAAAUCAAACUAAAGAUUAAAAAUUAAAAUUAAUUUU
Echinops telfairi (small Madagascar hedgehog) is the source of this 667-nucleotide messenger RNA. RefSeq names its product cell division control protein 42 homolog. The coding region runs from base 1 to 573 and encodes 190 amino acids. The record is from RefSeq and is a predicted model, not a curated record. Gene Ontology annotation, molecular function: GTPase activity; GTP binding. The transcript has a single exon. Gene Ontology annotation, cellular component: dendritic spine. Lineage: Eukaryota; Metazoa; Chordata; Mammalia; Afrosoricida; Tenrecidae. Gene Ontology annotation, biological process: modification of synaptic structure; small GTPase-mediated signal transduction.